GAGAUCGUGCCACUCAGCCUGGGCAACAGAGCGAGACUCUAUCUCAAAAAAAAAAAAAAAAGUAAAAGCACUUAUAUCAAACUGCAGUUGGAUCAAAGAUUUACUAUGAUACAUAAGAUGAUAACAGUGUGGAGAAUAUUUUUGUAAAAUUUAGGUUGAGAAGUUCUUCUCAGGAAGACAUUUGACUACAUAAAAUGUAUUAGUGCAUCAGUAUUUUGAGUGACUGUUAAAAAAAUUGUUAACCUAUGUGUUAAUUUUCUUAAUAUAUAAGGAACUCUAAUAAAAAAUAAGAAAAAAGCCUCAACUCAAAAGAUAAAUUGGAAAAUAGUAUGAUUAGGCAGAUUAUAGAGAAAGAAGUAGAGAUGACUUUUAAACAUAAGAAGAUGGAUACAUCUACACUUACAAUUAAAGAAAAAAAAUUCUACCAGUUUCCAUUUAACAUUGGGAAGGUUGAUCAUUUCAGUUAACCAUGUUAGGCUUUUGAAGGAGAUUGGUCAGGGUGGGGGGAAAAGUUAUAAGGAGACACAAACCUUGGAAGUCCUGGGAGGUUUUGCAAAGCUUCGGGAGAGAAUAAAGGCUGAAGGCAGCUGAAUUCUCUUACCCUGAGGCUACGGGCAAAUAGUAAGGAAUUUAGGUAAGUUUAUUUACUUUUGCCGACCUUCGAUCAUCCGACCUUUGAUCCUCCGACCUUUGAUCAUCUGACCUUUCAUCAUCUGCAUGCAGGACUGCUCCCUACAGCGGGGGCAGCAGUUACCCACAGAUUGUGUUGGCUCCAGGCCUUCAUCAUUAAAUCUGUACUGAAUAAAUACAAGCAGCUCCAGCUUAUUAGGGCUGCAUUCUCUCUUCGGAGUCUCUAAGGCCGAGCAGUUUGCUAGCCGCGCUCACGCAAAAUACCUGUGUCUGCGUACUUUUUUCAUCCGUCGCUCGGCCAGAGUCAGCGGAUCAGACUCAGCAGCUGGUGCCCCUCGUGAGGAACGUUGCAAGGGAUCACAGCGGAACCCCCGAAAAUGAAGGCGAAGAGAUUGUGCAGUCAGUAAGUCAUUGGUGCCCGCUCGGGAUAUCCAAGUUCAGGGGAAUUCUCAAGCUGGAGUUUCAUCAUGAGACAACAGCUAUCCGCACAACAGAAACAGUAUAUAAAAGUAUUGAAACAACUGCUUAAAGAUAGUGGAGCCUCGAUUUCACAGGCUCAGUUAAGGGACCUAAUGCAAACUGUUGUUUCCCAUAAUCUAUGAUUCCCAGCAGAAGGAACACUGGACCUAGAACUCUGGGAACAAGUGGGGAAAAACCUUAAACAGUAUCAUACACAAGGGCAACGGAUCCCAGUAACGUCUUUAACCGUAUGGACCUUAGUUAGGGCUGCUUUGGCCCCGCUGUACGCAGAAGAGCCCAAGAAGGGAAGGGAGGAGGAACCAUCACCUACCUUAGUGCCACCGCCUCCUCCCUCAUCACUGCCAUUACUGGGUAAAGAUACUAAAGAGGAAAUGGAGGUUUUCCCUGAGCCCCCUCCCCCAAUAAAUUGGAAAAAAGACAAGGGAUACACUACAGCUAUGGGACCCUGUCUUAGGCAGGUGGCAUUAGAAGGGGAACUCUUAACCUGUCCGGAAAUGCAAGAUCACCAAGGCGAUCAGGCCCUCUUUGGAUUCCAGCAUGAUGCAUCAGACCAUACCAUGGCGUGGCUAGGACCCAACACGGUACCAGAAGUGAAGGAAAUGACCCCACAGGACCCGCAGCUCCAGACAACACAGCUUCCUCAGGCAACACAAGCCCCGGACAUUACCUGGGGGAUGCUGAAGAAGACAACUUACAAGGCUGAGCAAAUCCUGCUCCAGACACAGAAACCAUUCACUCCAGAUAAUUUGUUCCUUGCUUUGCUCUCUGGUGUAAGUUGCAACUCACAUAGGAUCCUUUUUAGGCUCUCGCUUUCCCUGCAACCCGUACCUGCUACACUCUGUUGGGCUCAUCUCUUAGAUCCGCCUUUCUUAUGCCCUGUUACCUGGGCAGACACCCCCUUCCAGCCUCUAAUAAUGUAACUACUUGGCUAGGAGGGAUUGACUUACCCCUAGUAGGGUCCCUUAUUAAUGGUACACAUUGGACUAAGGUGCCAGGUAACACUACAUAUCACUCCACUGUCCUCCCACUGUGUGUAAGUUUUAAAAGUUCUAACCCUUACUGUGUACCUGCCCAAACAAAAUUAUGGGUACGUCAUGGGCAAAGGAAAUGCCUUAACAUUCUUGGUUGCCAGUAGCCUCAAACCGGGCAAUGCAAUCAGUGCCACUUUCCCCAGCAUUCCUCCCUGUGCUAAAGAACAAAGCCAGGCAAGUAAUGGAUUCCACUUCGGCUGGGAGGUCUGUCAUGGGGGACAAGCCCUUAGUCUCCAGUUAGGCAGUUUAAUAUCUUAGACUGGAGCCCCUGACGGUUGUUUACAGGGCGAACAUACUGAUGUUUGCGUCCAUUGUGAUAUCAAUCAUAGUUUCGUGGCCAUGUCCAUUCCUUUAUGGGAUUUGGGCCGAAGAGGGGAUGGGAUAUCCCAGACCCCAGGUAGAGUCCAUGCCACGCCAAGACACUUUAUGGCAUCUGGGACAUCUUAGCACCACCCUUACCACCUGGUAUGGGACAUACCAUAAUUCCAGUAACAAUUAUGCUAUAACCUUUAUACAUAAUCACACAGAUCAGUGCCUGAUUUGCACUACUCAUCCAUAUGUUUUUCUUAUGGGAACCAGUAUUUCCAUUACACCCCAAAACUCCAUGUUUGUGACCUGAGUGCAAGGACAGGUUUGCUUCACCUCAUGUGUCACUAAUUACAGUAUAUCUAAUUUAAAUAUUACUAGUGUUAUGGUAUUAAGGAGGCAAUCUGAGACAUUCCUACCAGUCAGUUUGAUACACUAUUGGCAAGUUUCCUCUGCUUUUGCCACCUUAGAACAUGCCAUAUCCCAGGUCAGACACAAAAGAUUCAUAGUUGCUCUUACAGCCUUUAUAGUCUCAGCCGUAGUCAUCCUAGCAACUGCUAGUGUUGCUGUAGCAUCUAUUACUGAGUCAGUACAAACAGCUACUUUUGUAGAUAACUUGACCAGAAAUAUGUCUAAUGAACUUAUUCUACAACGGGAUAUAAAUCAUAAGGUUCCUCCACAUCUGCAAGCCCUCAAGACUGCCUUGGAACGUGUAGGGGAGUGACAAGAUGGCGCUGGCAUUCUGACAGCAAUUAAACCGACUGGGAGCAUAAGCAUAUCUCUGUCACCUCUCUACCAUGGAGCCAGUCAAUACAUAGUUGGGAUGAGGUGAAACACCUCUGGGUGACCUUACAUGAUAAUUUAACAGCAGUCGUAAAGCAACUUAAAUCUAGAAUUGCUAAGUGCCAUAGAUCUACAUGCCCAACAGACAGCCAUAUGGAAGGAUGUGCAAGAACAUCUCUCCUGGAUAGACUCCCACUCCUUGAUUAGAAAAAGAUAUUACUAAUUAUACUCAUGUUUGUCUUACGUUAUUUACCAAUUCUAGGAUGCAAAGCCGGAAUACGAGCAGUAAUCGCUACGCCUGACAAACCUGUUGCUGCACACAUCUGUACUCUUCAAUCAACAAUACUCUUCAAUCAACAAAACCUGAUGCAAAAAACAGAAAAGGGGGAGAUGCAGGAGAUCAGUCAGGGUGAUGGGAAAAGUUAUAAGGAGAGACGCAAACCUUCUUGGAAGUCCGGGAGGUUUUGCAAAGCUUCAGGAGAGAAUACAGGCUGAAGGCAGCUAAAUUCUCUUACCCUGAUGCUAAGGGCAAGAAGUAGGUAACAAAGGAGUGUAAAGGAAUUUAUCUAGACGAGUUUAUUUACUUUUGCAGACCUUUAAUCAUCCUAUCCGUGCGCGCAGGACUGCUCCCAAGGAGGGGGGAAAGGGGCGACAAGUACCUACAGAUUGUGUUGGCUCCAGGCCUUUGUCAUUAAAUCUGUACUGAAUAAAUACAAGCGGCUCCAGCUUAUCAGGGCUGCAUUCUGUCUUGGGUGUCUCUAAGGCCAAGCAGUCCCCUAGCCGCACUCAUGCAAAA
Molecule: messenger RNA, 4026 nt
Organism: Cercocebus atys (sooty mangabey)
Lineage: Eukaryota; Metazoa; Chordata; Mammalia; Primates; Cercopithecidae
Product: periphilin-1-like
Exons: 2
Coding region: 1482-2030 (182 amino acids)
Source: RefSeq, a predicted model, not a curated record